UUUUUGGAAGAUUGGUGAACUCAUGCCAAGACAGGAUACAUUUUGUUAGGACAAUGCACGCUCUUUGCAACAAAAGCUAAACUAGUUAAAAGUAUGUAAUCACUAAUAUAAAAUGUCCAGAUGUUCUCUUAGCUUCUCUGAGUAUAAAGCUUCUUCUUUAAGAAAAAUCACACCUAGUAGGUUCAACAUGAGAUUCCCCCACAUUAUCUCGACUGUGUUAGUAGUAGUAACAACGCUUCUUGUAUGUUGUUCUACAUCCGUUUUUGUCCAAGCCAACAAUUAUGGUGGCUUUACCGCCGAUCUCAUCCACCGAGAUGCACCAAAAUCACCCUUCUAUGAUCCCCUCUUAACCCCUUCUCAACGCCUAAAGAACACUUUUCGUCGUUCAUUAGACCGUGCGAAUCAGUUCGCAUCAGCAAGUGUAAUCGUUAGUGGUGGUGAAUAUCUGAUGAAGAUAUCUUAUGGGACGCCACCAUUUGAAACACAGGCAGUUGUUAACACUGCUGAUGCUUCUACAUGGACCCAAUGCCUACCUUGUACUCAAUGUUCCCAGGAAAAGUUCCCUCGUUUUGAUCCACAAAAUUCUUCCACAUAUGAGUCUGUUUCUUGUCAUUCAAGAACAUGUGACCAAUUUUCAAGUUCCAUGUGCACGCAGGACAGUUCAGCUUGUGCUUUCUUUGUACUUUAUGGAGAUGAUUCUAACGUUUAUGGCGAACUUGCAAGAGAAACUAUAACUUUGGAAGGAUCUGCUGGGGAUAGGGUGUCUUUCCCUGACUUUAUUUUCGGAUGUGGACAAGGUGGUGACUUUCCUAAGGAGGGAUCUGGCAUUGUUGGCCUAGGAUUCCAGCACCAAUCACUGAUCUCACAAUUAAAUUCCUCACUAAAUGGGAAAUUUUCCUAUUGUUUUGGUCCAUCCAAUGAUGUCUCCAAGCCUGGAAAAAUCGGAUUCGGUAACAAUCCUGAACUCUUGGGAAGAGAAGGGGUGGUCUCAACGCCGCUACAUUUUGAUUUCACAUACAGCCUGAGACUAGAAGCCAUUAGUGUUGCAGAUACAAGAUUGGAGUAUCAUUAUGAUACACCCUCUUCAACAUCAGGCAACAUUUUCAUAGACUCUGGGACACCUUAUACUUUUCUUCCACAAGAACUCUACAGUGAUUUUAAAGCUGCCAUACAACGUGAAAUUGGGUCACAGAAUAUAGUGGUCGACCAAGAACAUGACUUUACAUUGUGUUACUCAUCUCUGCUUGACAGUAAUAUUCCCAAUGUCACGUUACAUUUUACAGGUGCAGAUUUGAAGUUGAACCCAGAAAACAUCUUUGAUAGGGCCUCAUCUUCUCCAGUGUGCCUAGGAUUUGCCCCAAAUGACAUUGGCAUACUUGGAAAUAUAGCACAGGCUAACUCUUGGGUACAAUAUGACUUGGGAAACAAAAUUAUCUCCUUUAAGCCAGCUGAUUGCACCAAAUGAGUCGCAAUAUACAGAAAUUUAGGUACAAUAUGCUUGGGUUUGAUCUGAAGGAAAGUAUGAAUAAGCACCAGUCACGGGUCAUGUCCUAAAACAUUAGAGGAAUCUCGAAAUCUGUUUCACUUGUCCAAUUUUUCAACGACAAUCAAACCCUUUUGAAUUAAAUGUUCUAUGUUAGCAUGAGAGGACGAUUUUCCUUCUACUUUUCUUCUCUCUCAUACUCUAGUACAAGUUCCUUCCUGAACUAGUUCAGAUUGUUCUCCAAGGACAGACUUGGUAUGAAUUGAAAACGUAUAAUCUAAAUUAACAAGAAACCGAGUACACUAAAAUAUAAACCGCACAAAAGCGGAGACAGGUAGAACCUUUUGAAGCAAAUAGAACAUCAAACCUGGUGUGGUGUCAUAUCUUUGCCUUGACUGAUGCAAAUAUCAAAUUCUACAAUAUAAUCAAAUUGGAAUUGUUCUUAUGCUUUUGUUAAUUAAUCAUGACACAAGAGUUGAUGAAAUCAUAUAGCAGCUGAAUUUCACAAACAGGAGGGUCAUGCACUUUACUAUGGUUAAAACGAUGCAUUUUCGACUAAGAUUUGAACAACUGCUAUCCAACCAUAUUCUUUUGUAGCAUUCUCUUUUUAAUACUCUGCUCCACAUGAUAUUUUAGUUUCUUCUUCCUCUUAAUGGAAUUUAAUUUUGUUGAAACAAUUUCCCCACAAUGGAGUAAGUAAAUAUUCAUUGAGUAAAAG
Messenger RNA from Coffea arabica (coffee), 2201 nucleotides. RefSeq names its product aspartic proteinase CDR1-like. Gene Ontology annotation, cellular component: extracellular region. Lineage: Eukaryota; Viridiplantae; Streptophyta; Magnoliopsida; Gentianales; Rubiaceae. The record is from RefSeq and is a predicted model, not a curated record.